GUUUAAAUAAUAUUUCACGUCGAUGCGCGUCGAGCGACUUUUGUGGGCCAAGAGGCGUCCAUAGCAGUCCAACGUUCGCGCUCAGGUGUUCUCGGUUCAAGGACAAUGCGAGGAUCGUGAAAGGUCACGCUUUUGGUGCCGGUUCGCUCGGUCACGUGUCCGCGGCACUCGGCAGUCAGAUCGAAGUCCGUGGAUCGGCCAAAAGCGAACCGUAUCGUGAGAACGAUGCAACGAUUCGACGCAGGUCGCCCGUUCGCAGGCUGCACGUGGGUGCAUCCUGGCCACUCGAGACGCAAUGAAAGCAGAAUCCCCCAAGGCUUUUCGUUUUUUCUACCUAAAUCUAUGUACCACAUACGACGCUGUCGCGGAGGAACAGGCUUUCUAAUAAACAUAUUAUAUUAUUGCCGGCUGGCAGUGACGUUCGUAUCGUUGACCGUCAUUAUCGUGCGCGAUAUACCGUGGUUAUAAAGGCGCGUUUCUCUUCCACUUAACCGGCUCGAUUCCAAUAUACAUUCGUACCCGCUGCCGUACACCAUACCGCGGCCGUUCGAGACGUAAUUAGUAUAUUUCAAGUAAUCCUCGUCCGAUGAUCAUUCAAAAGCUCGCGCGCGACGCGAGCCGGUUCGGAGAAAUCAAACGCGACGCGCGUGUUGCACGAACGACAAAAAUUUCGCUGCCGCGGAAAUGGCAGUUUCAACUGCCGGGACCCGUUUGUACAGACAGAAGAGAUUGCAUGUCGCAUGUUCCACCGACUUUUAAGCUGUGCUGCUCCUAGAGACGGCGAUUUAGCAUUUCUCCGUCAAGGAAUUGGUACGAGACUGGGCGCCCCUGGUGUGGCUGGCACCUGGCGAACUGUUCCUGCCGCUCGGGGUGCCUGACUUCCUCGACAACAUGGAGCCCGACGACGACUACCUUCGCACCAGAGUCGACGUAGAGGAGCUGUUGGGCAACCGGUCCUCGUUCCUGUACGGCCGGAAGCCGACGGAAUCGGUGCCGGUUUACGCGCUGAUCAACAAUUGCGAGGCCGCGGACGCUCCCGUGGACGCCGCGAGCUCGAACACCGUGCGAUCGGCCAGGAGGUCGCGGAGAAAGGGGGGCGAGGGCUGGGCGCCGUCGAGGAACUCGAUCCAAAACGAUUUCGGGUCCCCGACAAUCCUGGCGAACAAUCUUCCGGGGAAAGCGUGGAGGAGCGAGCCGAAGUCCGGCGGCGAGAAAAUCGUGGAUUUCGAGAAAACGACGAAAAAAAGGACCAGGUCCCGGAAACUGCGCUUUCACGUGACCUAUUGGAUGUUCUAUCCGUUCAGCGAGGGAAAGGCAGUCUGCGUUCUGGAUCUCGGAUUUUUUGGUACCUGGCCGAUACCCACCGUAGGCGGCAUGUGCCUGGGCAUGCUGAAGGAGUACGGCAACCACGUGGGCGAUUGGGAACACAUGAGUCUUUAUUUCAAGGACGCCAAUUAUCCUUCGGCGAUGUACGUGUCCGCCCACGACGCUGGCGCGUAUUAUAGAUACGAUCUGCGGAGCGGCACGUUCGUCUACGAGAGCCAGGAGACGCGAAAGGGCAUCUUCCAGAAACCCAUAUUCCCAGAAAGGGUAUUCACCGCUGGCGGUUCUCAUCCAAUACUGUUCAGCGCGCGCGGAUCCCACGGACUCUGGACAGCACCAGGAAAGCAUAAGUUCGUCAGGCUGCCCCGUUUGUACGACGAGAGCGGCUUUGGAACUGCCUGGCCUACGUGGAAGAAGAUAGAGCUGCUCCUCAAGGAAGAGAACAGCAUCCUGCCCGGCUGGAUGAGCUUCAGGGGAAAGUGGGGUAACCCGAAGAGCAACUGUCAUCCCUUGGCCAGACUUGGCUUCAAUAUUUGCGAGUUUGUCGAUGGACCGACUGGUAUUCCUAUGAAGAAGACUAGCUUCCGGUGCUGACAAUGAAUCCCCGCAUUUACUAGGUGUGUCUUUGCGGGUAUUGAAAAUUAAGUGGACUUGUCUGACAAGGGAAGGAGCCCAACUUCAAUUUUAACAAGCCUUUGCAAUCCGAUCAGUAACUCAUGAUCGAUUAAGAAGAUUGUAAAAUUAGUUCCCGAUUCGUGAAUUAAAAGUUGUUUGUAUCUUGUAAAUUGUCAGGUAAUUAUAACAGUAGAAAGAUGCAAAGACUGGUUAAAAUCGGAGUCCGACAGAGAGUUCUUUCCCUUAUGAGCAUCACCGUGUAUAGUAACAGCUAGGGAUGCUUCAUUCAAAAUGGUGCUACCUACUACAUUAGUAUAUUCACGCUAGCAAAGGUUGGUCGAAAAACGUUGAUCAGAGCUUAAAUUAAAAAUCGACAGAGUCCGAUAUGCAAGAUAAUCGUUUAAUAAAACGCCUCGUUCGUCGUUAAAUUCGUUCAUUUUUCAGUGAUUGGUUCUCGGCUUAGCAAAGAUUUAGAAAAACAGCGUCGACGCUCGCGGCUUCGUAAUUGGUAUUUGAUUAGUGGUUCGUAAAGCCUACGCUCGAUGUAAAAUGAUAGUAAAAUACAAUCUGGCUUAUUAUAAAUAGAUUCGUGAGUGGAUAUAUCGUAGAUAUAGUAUAUAUACUUUAGGCAAUACGUGAUACGUCUCGUUGAAGAAGUUAAUAGUAGGUGAUCGCGAUACUUAGCGGUAAUUACAUAUCUCGGUGUGAUCCAUCGGAAAGGCCGAUCAGAGGAACACAUUAAUUUUCCUAGAUCGUAAGGGUCGUUUCUGUAAUAGACUUCUGCGACAUCGACACGACAGAACAACGGGGUUGUGAAAAGCUCGUCGGUGAACGCUGCGCACUUGAUUCGCAAAAGUUAUACCGUGCAGUUUGAAGGUGAAACAGCGGAUUGCAUUAGGCUCGUCUUGGGCGUAUCCUACGUUUUAAAGAUAAAGAGUCAUGGUAAACGUGAUUGCUUAUAUCGACUAAUUAUAGCCAUUCCCUGAUCACCGACCAAAACACACUACAUCGAUUAGGCCGUCCCCUGUUGAAUGCUUCAUUGCCAACCGGACGCGCGAUUUUCCUUCACGAACCUGACCGCUGGCUUCCGUUCAAGGUUGGUGUUGGCCGUGCGAUCUCAGGUAUUCUUUAAUUUUUGUACCCAGCACCUGUGAAAAAAGAACAACUCGACUCUUAGAUAUGCGGAAAAUAUCAUUACGUUACGCGAGAUCUACUCGGAGACCUCAUCUUCCUCCGGCCUCUCCACACCGAUGCUGUGAAUGCCGUUCCUCAGCAACGGGGUGCCCUUGUCUUUCGCUAAGAUACGUGAACUCAGCUGGAUUUUCAACGGGCUCCCGGACUUGCAGCAGCUUAUUUGCACCUCCUCUUUCAGGAUCUUCUCCUUGUGGGCUAGGAACUCUAUUUUCAACCUGUUACAGAGGAAGAUCCUUGAAAACUUCUUAACCACAACAGUUUUGACUGUUUUAUGUUAUUCAUGAAGUACAUUGAUAAAUGUCUUACUUUAAGCCAUCUUUCUCUUGUCCAAAAUCAACGAUGUGACAAUUGGGGUUCUUCACUCCAACAAUUAUGGCUGGUGCUAUGGCUUUUCCUUCGCUGUGCUGACAUAUAUUCCAAGGGAUUAGAAAUUCCACAAGAUACCUGUACAGAAAUUGGGAUCAUGUUAAACUUAUGGUUAGUAUUAUAAAGAUAAUGAAAUAAAAGGGGUAAGAAUUUUGUUUGGGCGUGUUACCUGUGAUGAAGCUGUAAAAAUCCGAGAUACGCGUCAAUUUGUCCAUGUCGUUGUGGUUGUAUCAUAAUAUUGUUGUCUUUUACGAGACUGCUUCCCCCACUGAAGUGCACGUGAUGCUCUGAAAAAAAUUUUGUUAUUAGGGAACAAAUUUUUCUUUAAUUUUGUAACAUUUAAUAUUAAAGUAAAAAUUGUGUUCGAGCAUGUAAGUAAUAAUUUUCAUCACUUUCAAAUGUAUAGAGAACGACGAAAAAAAUAAGCUAAUUCGAAUUAGCGCAGGAAAACUAACUCGUCAUUCCUGGAAAGUGCUAUUUGUGUUUUUCGUUAAUGCACUUACUGGAGAUAUGUACUGUCAGAUAUAGAAUUCAUUAAUACGAGUUGGCAGCUAAAAAUUAAGCGAAACGAUCUGCGUUUGUUUCGGUAUUUGUCGUAACAAUGCAACUGAAUAGUUUCCUACACCAUUGUAGAUUUAAUUAAACUAUUAAUUAGAUUAUUAUUUUUAUCAAUUAAAAUUACUUAACGUUACUGCGUAAAUACCAGAUCUCUAUCAUCUAUCAAAUAAUAUUUCGAUAUAGACAAAUAAUUAUAAAAGAAUGAUAAAAUAAAAUUGUAUUACUAGUGUUUUAAAGAAUGAAAUUCAUUAUAAUCAAAAA
This is a messenger RNA of Megalopta genalis, 4317 nucleotides long. Lineage: Eukaryota; Metazoa; Arthropoda; Insecta; Hymenoptera; Halictidae. The record is from RefSeq and is a predicted model, not a curated record.